Symbiodinium sp. CCMP2592 is the source of this 1023-nucleotide messenger RNA. The record is from the annotation of a GenBank genome assembly. Lineage: Eukaryota; Dinophyceae; Suessiales; Symbiodiniaceae.
AUGGUUUCGGUUCGCUAUCGGGUUGCCCUCGCUGGAGCAGUCACACUGCUGCUUGCCGACGCCACAAGUCUCAGCGCCCUGGUUGUCUGCCCUUUGCACCUCGUGGUCAAGCGGCCACGCAUCGGCCGGGUUCAGCUGCGCGCGGUUUUGCCAAAAGCCGCUGAGAUCCAGUCAAAGCGCAGCAAUGCUUACAAGCUGUUGAGAAAGCUCGCGACCCGCGCGGGUCGGAGCAAGUUGGGCCGUUUCCUAGCGGAGGGGGACACCUUCCUACGCAUGCGCCCGCGGACGGUCGUCGUACGCCAAAGCCGCUACGACGACGGUGGCCUCCAGGAGAUUGUCGAGGCUGUUCUCUCUGCGAGCGAGGCUGGACCUCCCCGCGUUGCCCCUCCCCUGACCUGGGGAGGAGGACUCAAGGCCGACACCGGCCACCCGGAUGUGGCGCCUGGUUUCGCUGUACUCUCCAAUGGGCUGUUCGACCAACUCUCCACGCAGGAGAAGUCCCAGGGAGUGCUUUGCGUUUUUGGAUUGCCCCGGCCAUCGACAGCGCAGGCUCUCGGAGAGUCCGUGGUUGUCCUGGAUGGUGUAGAGGAUCCCAACAACCUGGGCGUGAUACUCCGGACGAUGGAGGCCUUCGGAUCUAAGACGUUGGUCCUCACCAAAGGCACCGUGGACGUUUUCAACCCAAAGGUGGUUCGGUGCUCAAUGGGUGCCGUCGUGCGGGGUCGCAUCGACGUCCUGGAGGUUGCAGCUGCUGAGGAGCUUCGGCAGCUACUUCAGGGCUACCGGAUCUUCGCGACAACGCUGGAGGGGCGCUGUCUCUCCACGCAGCUCGCGGCAGAACUGACGGGAAGAGAUGCCUUCGUGACACUCGGCCAGAUUUGGGAACGAAGCCCGUGGCGUCUCCGACGGCGUGAUCCACAUGGCAGACAGGCAACUUCAGAUUCCCAUGGCUCCCGGCGUGGACUCGCUGAACGUCGGUGUGGCGGUGGGCGUGGUACUUCACACGGCCUUAGCUGCCAAUGA